Messenger RNA from Saccharomycopsis crataegensis, 261 nucleotides. RefSeq names its product Mrx7p (gene MRX7). The transcript has 2 exons. Lineage: Eukaryota; Fungi; Ascomycota; Saccharomycetes; Ascoideales; Saccharomycopsidaceae. The record is from RefSeq and is a predicted model, not a curated record. Bases 1 to 261 code for a protein of 86 amino acids.
AUGAAUGGUAGACCUCCAAGAAACAUAGAAGAGCUAUUGUACCGGAUGCUUAUGGAUAGCAAAUCCUUCCACAGAAUGGUCCAGAAAAUAUAUUGCAGAGUCAAUGGUAUCCCCUAUCACAAAUAUUUGGAUGCAAAUGCCCCAGAUCCCUUGAAAUCAUCUACGAAUUUUGCCAUGUAUCAUCCCACAAAACUACAUAAAUUUAGGGCAUGGAGGGCACUAUUUUGGGAUGAGAUGAAGAAAUCUUUCAUGUUGAAAUGA